Molecule: messenger RNA, 2997 nt
Organism: Micropterus salmoides (largemouth bass)
Lineage: Eukaryota; Metazoa; Chordata; Actinopteri; Centrarchiformes; Centrarchidae
Exons: 2
Coding region: 271-1413 (380 amino acids)
Source: RefSeq, a predicted model, not a curated record
UAACGUCACCUCAUCAGCGUCCUUACGUUUAGUCACUGGUGAAGAUGGAGAUAUUGUGAGAGAAAGACAACAAGAGUAAAGUUAACUUCAUCACUGUGAUCAUGAUUAUUGUAAUGUUUCAGUAUAUUGUUCAAAGAAGACAGUGUGAGCUGAAAACAUUAUGAUGUAAAAACCCACUGGUAAUAGAGGGUAUGCGCGUGAAGUCACAGCACGCGGGAAGUCGUUGCAGCGGCAGCUUUAAUCAGCGACAACACAAACAACACAUCUCAAAUGGGGAAGAGCUGUUGUGCAGUUGACUGUACAAAUAGAUUUAACAAGAAGUCAGAGCUGUCUUUCUACAGACUGCCCAAAUCAAAAGAAAAGAGAAGCAAAUGGAUCGCUGCAAUUCACAGAAACAACUGGAAUCCAGGCAAAGAAACGUGGAUUUGCAGUUUUCACUUUGUGUCAGGAAAAAAGAGCGAUGAUCCCCUGCACCCUGACUAUGUGCCGAGUUUAUUCAGUUUCACCUCAGCCACUGAUCGAACUAGGGCUGCCAACAACCUGGAAAGAUAUCUUCGAUCUCAAGAAGUUUUUGAAAAAAGAAUUGUCAACAAAAGUAGAGAGCUAGCGGCCACAGCUCUUCUGAACUUGCACCAAAGUCCUGCAUCAGAGCAGGAGGUACAAGCAGAUCAAACAGAGGUACAGACUGUGGAAGUCCAAGGCACUGAGGUCCAGACAGAGGAGACACACAAUGACAUUGCUUCAUUACAUGAACAGAUUAAAUCUUUAAACAAGGAGUGUCAGUCACUGAGAGACAAAGUUCACAAACUAGAAAGCGAAUUGAAACACCGCACCCUUGAUGCUUCACAAUUUAAUGACCGCAAAAUGAAAUUUUUCACAGGACUGCCAAAUUUACAGACUUUCAUGUUAGUGUUUAGUUAUGUGUCUUCAGUUUUUCCUGCUACUGCAAAACAGUCCCUCAAACCUACUCAGGAACUACUUCUUACACUGAUGAAGCUGCGCCUCAAUCCGUCGGAGGAAUUAUUAGGCUACCUCUUUGGGAUUCAUCAGUCAACAGUAUCUAGAAUCUUUCACCGUUGGAUACAGGUAAUGGCAAGCAGGCUUCAUCCCCUGAUAUUGUGGCCGCAAAGAGAAGACUUAAGAAGCAGCUUACCGAUGUGUUUUCGGACAUUUUUUAAGAACUGUGUGAGCAUAAUUGACUGCUUUGAGUUGUUCAUAGAGCGUCCUUCAGAUUUAAAAGCUCAAGCUCAAACAUGGAGCAACUACAAACAACACAACACUAUUAAAUUUCUUAUUUCAGUCACACCACAAGGAAGCAUCUCCUUUGUGUCAAAGGCCUGGGGUGGACGUGUUACAGACAAACACCUUAUCGAGCACAGCGGGUUCCUUGACAAGCUCCUCCCUGGGGACUAGACAAGAUUGUAUUAACAUGUUGUGCUCUGUGUAAUGUGUGUGAAACCAUUGUGCCUUCAGAUUAAAUUGAACAUCAUGCACAGGGCUGGGUAAUAUGGCAAAACAUGUUAUUAAAUUUAAAAAGUACAAUGAAGUUCAUAUGAAAGCUCAUAUAAAUUGUUAUUCACAUAACCCUUGAUAUUUUGACUGUGAUACUGACAAUCUCUUAAAAAUGAGAGACUUUUGACAGUGGGAAAAUGUGUUUUGUAAAUAUUUAUUCUAUAUAAAGUAUUUUCACAGUAAGGUUUAGUAGUUUCACAUUUUUUGGUAUUUUCAUAUUUUUACAAAAGGAGACAAAAAAAUGCUGCGCAAACAUCCCUGUAAUGCUCUGAUAAAGACUGUUUGACUAAAAUGUUUGUAAAAGCAAGCCUGAAAGUACUAUACUACCUGUACUACCUGAUUUUUGUGUCCUUUUACAUGAAUAAAAAUAAUUACACCAUAAAUUGGUGCAGAAACUUUCACCAUAAUACAGGAAAUGAAGUGUUUAAUGAUCAAAAUGUCCUGGGGGAGGUCCCCCCAGACUCCCCGCUCAUAUUGAGGAUAUCUUUAAAACACUACAGAUCUUUUUGUCUCGUUCUUGUGAACCUAAUAUCGCAUAUCAUGAUGAAGUGUCUCUUCACACCCCUAAUCUGAGCCCCUCUGUCCCCACCACUUUUUAACACAAAGUGACGCCCUUGCCCGAGAUGAAGGCCUAAUCAGCAGCAGUUCUACAGAUGUUGCACCAAGUUUCAGUACUGCAUUUCGUGUAAACCAUUUUCCCAGCAGUUCUGGCAACACACCAUAUUUGAAAAAUGUUGUUGCCUUCAUAACAUGUCUUUCAAAAUUGGAAUCUGGAGUUAUUCUCUCAAUAAAUAAUUCCAAAGGUGUCCACACACAAAAGUCGCAGUAUGGGGAUUUUGUAACAUGAAUCUGGCACUGUACUUGAAAGUAAUAGUUGUGUUGUCUGUUAAGUUCCAGUGUCACAUCGGAGGAACGGGAUGCAACCAAGCAGAAGUCUUUUUCUUUCGACAGUUCUAACAGUGUCUUGUCUUUUGCCAAGUAGGGGCAUUUGAUUUCCAAGCACCCAGAGCCACAGCAGUCAUAAGACACCUUCCCGUCAGGUGAUGCACCAAGAUGAGGGUAUUGCGUAGAAAUGUAGAGCCCAGUGGGGGUUACAUUAAAAUAAUAAUCACUUGUUUUACUCCCAGUUUUGCUGUUUCCACUGAUUAACGCAGGCAUGUUACAGGUGUUUUGCCACUCAGUCCAUCUGGUGGGGGAGUGUUCAGGAGGGGAAGUUACGUCAACGCAUACCCUCUAUAACAGACAGUCACUUCAGCAGCUUCACCUUGUUUUUGACCUGAUUUGUACUGUUGACAGUAAUAACAACCAACAUCCUUGACUGUGACCUUCUUUAUGACCAGAGAACAGUUCUCUGUAACACUCAGUCUGUCUGAUUAGCUUUGGUGUUUUCACCAAUCUGUCCAUGUUCAAUCAACCCAUACAGUAUUUUCACAUUUUUUCUGACCGUCUAUCACAAUUGAUACAGUGAAGGAGAGGGGAAGUUUU